This is a messenger RNA of Dermacentor albipictus, 5353 nucleotides long. RefSeq names its product GTPase-activating Rap/Ran-GAP domain-like protein 3. The record is from RefSeq and is a predicted model, not a curated record. Gene Ontology annotation, molecular function: GTPase activator activity. Gene Ontology annotation, cellular component: cytoplasm. Gene Ontology annotation, biological process: regulation of small GTPase mediated signal transduction; activation of GTPase activity. Lineage: Eukaryota; Metazoa; Arthropoda; Arachnida; Ixodida; Ixodidae.
GGGCGGUUACCGCUCUCCGGAAAAGGCUCCGCGUGCCCGGGGUGUGGCGUCACGCUGACGUCAGUUCCCGCCCCGGCCGCUGGGGAGCCCCCAACGCGCGUUUUCGCCGGCAAGCGCCGCAGUCUCGCGUCGUCUGCUACAAUCCGAGGGCGCGCGCGUUCGCGUUCGAGGGGUUGUCGCUGGAGGACGAUCUUGACGGCUGCACGAGGAAAGCAUCCGUUGGACAGAGACGCACCCGGUCUGUUACGGUGGCCCGACGCGGUCGUGUCCAAGGCUACGUUUUCCUCGCCGGACAAUUCGGUACGGUCGUCAAUGUGCGCUACUUGGCUCGAGGGGGUCGAAAACUGCACUCUUCGUGACCCGCCAGCUGCACGAGAUGCGUGCUUUGAAGGAGACAGCCAAGGGCUCGUGAGUCCGUCGUGAUUGUGCCGUGGAACGAAUCGCUGCUGCUGUUGUUGCUGCCUGUUUGCCAAAACAAAACUUUGUAGCAUUUACGCCAGGCAAGUGACAGUUUGCUCCUGCGCUCAUCUUGCCAUCUGUAGCGUUCCUCUCAUUGAUCACGUGUGCAAACUUUUUUAGCGAUGUACGGUUGGCCAAUAUUCAAGUUGUAUGUGAUUGAAUAGCAACUACUUUUCGCAUCAUUCGAACCACUUAGUGGUUAUUGCGUGUAAUAAGUAGUCGCAAUUUUUCGGCUACACUCGGCUGUUCAUGAGUUUGGCCGCUGCGCCUGUGAAUAUAUGUGCCAUAGACCACGAAAGGCAGUCUGUUUAAGAGCCACCUCGUUUCGUCGUAUGUGUAUUUAGCAGCGGCGACAAGAAAAUCUCCCCUUAUAAGCGUUCUUGAAGAGCUUAGAGGCGACUCACAUUGCGUCGACACGACUCCACGAGCCUGCUUUGUUGACAUCCGCUUCCUGCAGCUUAAUGGUCACUGACACGAGAGAACGAGCCGUGUUCCGUGAAAGACGCUAACGGUCCCGAAGAUUUAGACGGCGGUUACGUGCGGGCACUGUAUCUGUAGCAGCCAUCAGGGCGCUUUUGACGAAAGGCUUCGGCUGUUUCGACAGGUCUGUUUCAUCGCUUUGAGCUGUUGCUUUCUUCAAUCUGGAGCCCAUGUUUAUUGAUCUUGUUGUCAGUAUAUAAUUAGCGUUGUCAUUACAAAUUGAAGUAAGACGACUGCCUUUAUAGCGGCCAACGCUGUUUCGGAUCGUUUCAUUCCGUCUUCGUCAAGGUCAAUAUCGGAAACCGAAUCAGACUUCAAAGAUAUCCUGAAUUCGUUAUUUGUUAAGGGGGAAAAAAUAGAGAGGCUCGUUUAUUUUAAAGCGGUGAUCGUUUUGCUCAUUUUCGCUUGAGCUGAUGCUGAAAAAGAUGAAAAAAAUUUAACGACGUUUCUCAGAAAGGGCAGUACAAGGUAAAGUGAACAUAGAGAAACAAGUUUAAACUAAGAUUUCUCUGCGAUUUUCUUUAUUUUUUGAAAGUGCGAGCGUUUUGCGAACAGCUGUCUCGAAUACGAAGCACUUAAAGGCCGAUGCUAAAAGGACACUAACGUUUUGCAUGGCAUAUCGAACACUCGAUCACUGAAGCAAUAAAGCAGCGGUAAGUAAGACUGGGAGGUACAAGGGAGGUCAGUGCAGGCAGAGCAUUCUGUUCAUUCCGCGCGAGGCAUUUCACAAGCGGCUUACAGUCGGCAGCAUCGAAAGAUUCGGCCGAGCGCUCGGUGUAUCCGUGCGUCAUGAUCACAGACGGAACCUCGAGCUGUCCACCUGAUACGCAAACGGUGGAAAGCUGCAGAAUAGGGCAGCCGUAAGGCCUCGAGAACCGCCGUCUCGUCGCCCGAGAUUCCACGCACGCGAAGUUGAAGAAAUAUCCGCACCUCGGCAGCCAAAGCGGUCCUCUGAAGCCUCGAGACUCUGCCCAGCGACCUCGCGAGGGCAUCGACGCCCGUCUUCUGCGCGUCAUGGACCGUCGCAAGAAGCUUCCGUUGCGCUUGGGCCUGUCUUCGGCCGCCGUGCCGAGCGUGAAGGUGACGCUGCCGCCCAAGCGCGACCGGUCCCGCUCCCUGUGCGUGGACAGGCUGCCGCCGCUGAUCGCGCGCAGCCCGCCGGCCGUGGCCCGGGCCGUGACGCUGGGCAGGCGGUGCUCGGCAUCCGGCACCGUGGACCGCCUCACCGUGCACAGCUGCCACGGACACGGUUCAUCAUCGACUGACCUUGCUGCAAGGAGAGGAGUCUUCAGCAGGCGCCAUUAUGGCUCCGUGGAAAUGUUGGCAUCGUGCGAUGGCGACUCGGAAAACAUUGUUCGUCGAUUUCGAGUCGAGACUGGAGAGCGAUCUGAUAAGGAAGAGGCCUUUUGGACGCAGGGAAAGGAUGACGUCUGCCUGUUCGGCUCACCGAGCACCCCUGUGCUGGAGAACCCAGAGUACCAAACACGCUGGUACUUCAAGUAUUUUCUUGGCAAACUGCACCAAAAUUACGUGGGUUGCGACUCCGAGAAGACGUGCUUCUUUCUGUCCGUCGUGUUGUGCGACUCCAACACGCAAGGCCUGCAGCAGUACCGUGCCAUCCUCUGGAGGAAAACGGGAGCCCAAAGAAUAUGCCUAUCCCACACACCGAACAAGCCACUCACAGUCAAGUCAAUACUGAGCAACUUCGAGACACUGGACAGGAUCGAAAAGGGGCCCAAGGAGAUCUUCACGCCUGACAUUCAAAAGGACCUGCUUUUGCUGGAAGAACAAGAGGGAUCUGUGAAUUUCAAAUUUGGCGUGCUGUAUGCUGAGGCUGGCCAAAGCACUGACGACGAGAUGUUCAGCAAUGAGGUGGGAAGUCGAGAGUUCGACCGCUUCGUCAACCUGCUUGGCGAGAAAGUUCGCCUGAAGGGCUGGGACAAGUACCGAGGAGGCCUGGAUGUCAAAGGCGACAUGACGGGCAAGCACUCGGUCUACACUAUCUACGAGGGCCACGAAAUCAUAUUCCAUGUCUCCACACUGCUCCCCUACUCCAAGGAUAACAAGCAACAGGUGGAACGAAAGCGUCACAUUGGGAACGACAUUGUGAAUAUAAUCUUCUUGAACGGAAGCUACGAAGACCACUGCAACUUCAAGCCAUCGAUGAUCAAGUCUCAGUUUACUCAUAUUUUUGCAGUCGUGUCUUACAUCCGAGAAGAGGAUGCUUACAGGUUGUCUCUGUUCUCAGAAGAGUCUGUGCCGCUGUUUGGGCCGUCGCUGCCAUGUCCUCCAGUGUUCCACAACCACCAGGAGUUCAGAGAGUUCGUGCUUGUUAAACUGAUCAAUGGUGAGAAGGCGGCCUUCAACACGCCAAUCUUCGCCCAGAAGCGAGAGAGGACGCUGGACAUGCUGAUCAAGGACCUCUACAACGAGCACAUGUCGGAGAGCAGGACGAACAUGCUGAACAGGCGUGCAUUCAGUGACGUGUUGCCAGAGACACCCAGAGGUUCGCGUCGCAAAGAAGAGGCCAGACAAGUGGAGUUCGUGCGGAUUGGACAGGCCCUGAAGCUGGACACCAUUGUAAAAGGGGAUGCUCCCACCAGUCUCGCCACAACUAGUCUCUUCAAACGAGAACCUUGGGAACCCCAGUGCUUCUACCCAGACUUCCCUCACGAUAUCGUCUGUGGUGAUUCUUGGGGUAACAACAAAUUGGUUCUCGGGACCGAGUCUGGAAUAUUUCUCAUCGAGGAAGGACUCACGCAUAGGAUGAUAUUCGACAAAACUGUACUGGUGAAGCAAGUCAGCGUGGUGGAAGCUCACGGCAUACUUCUAUUCAGGACAGACAGAGGAAGAGACAGCAGAGUACACGUAUUUAGACUCACUGACUUUGAGGGCGACUCGGCCAAUUCUCUAGUGCGCACGCGGGCCGACCUCCGGGACCACAAGCUGGAGCGAACCAAAGGGUGCCACCUGUACGCGCUGAGCCGUCCGGGAGGCUCGCACCUGCGCAUGGCGGCGGCCGUGGGACGGCGGCUGCUGGUGCUGCAGUGGCGCCACUCGGCCGCCUGGACCACGUGGUGCGCCGCGUCGGACACCGACACCGUGGACGGGUUCCAGCUGGUGCGCGAGCUGCUCGUUCCCGAGGCGCCCGCGCUGCUCACGCUCGUCGACAGCCCCGACAACCACAUCUGCGUCGGCUACCGCCACCAGUUCGACCUCGUCAGCGAGAAGACGGGCGACGCCACCCGGCUGCACACCGUGGACGCCGCCAAGGCGCACCUUGUCGCAGCGCUCGACAUCUACGAGGACGACGAGGCCGAGCUGCUGCUCUGCUACAACCAUACAACACACUUCCAGAAGUUGAAUGACGAGAAUACGACGGAAUUCGACUUCCAGUGGAACGCUGUGCCUGACAACAUUGUGUGUGUGUUUCCUUACAUCAUGGCCUUCACGUAUGAGAGUAUUGAGAUUCGGCUCAUCAUCAACGGAAAUCUCGUGCACAACAUGACCAUGCCCAAGCUGAAGCUCAUCACUUCCAAGAGUGACAUCUUUUUCGUGAGCACCGCGCCGGAGUUCUUUCAAGUUCGGAAAGAGCGCAUUAAGGAAGACCGCAUGGAACGUGAUUCCAGCGUGUCGCCUCCAUCAUCGCCGCAUUGCGAGUCGACGGGUAGCACGGGCUCCAACGACGGAGCAAAGCCGCUGCGAGUGUACCGCAUUUCAUUCAGUUGCCUCACUGGCAACUCACCCUGCGAGAGGCGGGUGCCGACACCGUCGUUGCCGUCACCACAGCCCCUGCUUGCCACGCCGUCCUUUGGGUCGUCUUACCUGUCGCCCGAUUUCCAGGAAGGGUCGCGACUGCGGCCGGACGUGCGUCCGAGCCGGAGCGCGACCGCGUCGCCCGUACCCCAAAUGCCGCUCCUGCUGCCCGGAUACCGAUCGGUGUCGCCCAGGCGCCCGGGACUCCACAAGGACCACACGCACUCCGCGAGCUCGGACUCGGGCCUGGGCAAGAGCGUCAGCUCUAGCCCUCCCCCCAGUCCGCACAACCACGACUAGCGCCAUGUCUCCUUGGGCUGCGCCACACAUCCCUGCGUUCGAGACUCCUUGAUCGCCGGGGCCCGGGCGACAGACACGUCGGCGAAGCCGCCUAUUCGUCCUUCCCUUCGGCGAGACACUCGACGUUUUCCGUUGACCUUACGCGCUUAACAAGACGCGCGAUCACUUGUACUCGACGCGGAGCGCCGAGAGGGGCCUGCUUCGACUGCUCCCCAACACGCCUCGUUUGCACUCGAAGGCAUUGGAAAAAGCUUACUAGUACAUUGUUGGCCUCGUUUCACUUCGCUGAUAUAUUGUGUAAGAUCCCGUUCUUGUUUUCGUGUGUGAAACCUGACGUUGUCUUCAAUGUGCGGCACAU